AGGCAGAAUCCAGAUGGGCCCCCACCCAGAUCCUUGAGGUAUCCCUUGCGCUUCCCUUUGUAGAUCUGGCUGUCAAAUCUCCACCCCACAGUACCCCCUUUCUUCCUAAAACUACUGCACGGGGUGCUCCGCCCAGCGCCGGAAGACCAGGGCAGCCAGCCCCGCCUCGCGGCCUGCACAGCUCCCAUAAGUCGGGCUGGGCAGCGUAUAAACGGGCGGGAGCUCUGCGAGCAGCACCGGUGUCGCCUUCUACCGCUGCUCGACGGUGCUCGCACCUUGACCCGCCAGGGCAGCCAGGCAACCAGCGGGGCAGCCCGGCCUGUCCGCGCCCCCUGAAGUCAUGGCUGUCAGGAAAGCCCUGAUUGUGCUGGCCCACUCAGAGAAAACAUCCUUCAACUAUGCCAUGAAGGUGGCUGCUGUGGAAGCUUUGAAGGAGAAAGGAUGGGAUGUGCUUGAGUCAGACCUCUAUGCUAUGAACUUCAACCCUCUCAUCAGCAGAGAGGAUAUCAAAGGUAAACUGAAAGAUACUGGGCACUUUCAGUAUGCUGCUGAGUCUGGUCUAGCUUAUCAGGAAGGUCGUCUGAGCCAAGAUAUUGUGGCUGAACAAAAGAAACUAGAAGCUGCGGACUUGGUGAUUUUUCAGUUCCCACUACAGUGGUGUGGAGUACCUGCCAUCAUGAAAGGCUGGUUUGAGCGAGUGUUUACCUCAGGGUUUGCUUACACGUAUGCUGCCAUGUAUGACCAAGGACCUUUUCGGAAUAAGAAAGCAGUACUUUCCAUCACCAUGGGUGGCAGUGGCUCCAUGUACUCUCUGCAGGGUGUCCACGGGGACAUAAAUAUCAUCCUCUGGCCAAUUCAGAGUUGCAUUCUACAUUUUUGUGGCUUCCAAGUCUUAGAACCUCAACUGACAUACAGCAUUGGGCAUACACCAUCAGAUGCCCGAACUCAGAUCCUGGAAGGAUGGAAGAAACGCCUAGAGAAUAUUUGGAAUGAGUCCUCACUGUACUUUGUUCCGACUAACCUCUUUGACCUCAACUUUCAGGCAGGAUUCUUAAUGAAAAAGGAGGUACAGGAAGAGCAGAAAAGCAAGAAAUUUGGCCUCUCUGUGGGUCAUCAUUUGGGCAAAUCCAUUCCAACUGACAACCAGAUCAAAGCCAUAAAAUAAGAUUAAUAGAACUUGAUAUCCUAGUACAAUGUACCCAAAGCAGGACACAUCAGACUUAGACUUACUUGAUGCACCUUUAAGAUUUUUUUAAGGUGCUCUAUAUUAUUUAAUUUCUUUAGAGAUAAAUUUUUAGGGCUAAGUCUGAGUAGACACCAUCCAACUCAUCAGUGAUCUAUUUUUCUUUUAAUUAAUUCUGUGGUUUGUGGCAGAAGGGAAUUGCUCAGAGAAAGAAAUGACUGAAUGUCUUACUUAAGGGACUUGUUUAAGAAUUAGUCAUCUAUAGUUCUAUAUAAUAUACAUUGGUUUUAAUUAUUAUACCCUGACAAAUAUGGCUAUAGAGUGUUACUUUCUUCAGCUUGUUAUUUGUAUAUAGUACAGAUACCUUGAAUGAAAAGUUAUUAAACGUUCCUUCUUUACUUCA
This is a messenger RNA of Condylura cristata (star-nosed mole), 1586 nucleotides long. RefSeq names its product NAD(P)H dehydrogenase, quinone 1 (gene NQO1). Gene Ontology annotation, cellular component: cytosol. Gene Ontology annotation, molecular function: NAD(P)H dehydrogenase (quinone) activity. Lineage: Eukaryota; Metazoa; Chordata; Mammalia; Eulipotyphla; Talpidae. Bases 341 to 1165 code for a protein of 274 amino acids. The record is from RefSeq and is a predicted model, not a curated record. The transcript has 6 exons.